Camellia sinensis is the source of this 1343-nucleotide messenger RNA. The record is from RefSeq and is a predicted model, not a curated record. NCBI's taxonomy places the organism in Eukaryota, Viridiplantae, Streptophyta, Magnoliopsida, Ericales, Theaceae.
UUCGACGACUGUGGGAUGGUUUGGUCUACAAGGUAUUUCGAUGACUUAAAUACUACUGGCUCCAACCUCCUAUUUGGCACUAAAACAAACACUACACAAUUCGCUAAACACACCUUCCUUCUCUCUUCUUCUUCAGUCAAUCUUCCAUCUUCACUGAGUUUUUACACAUCAUCAUCAAUGGCGGACGAAGUCAUUCUCUUGGACUUCUGGGUUAGCCCUUUUGCGACGAGGGUGAAAAUUGCCUUGGCUGAGAAAGGGGUAGAUUAUGAGUCCAGAGAAGAGGACCUGAGCAACAAGAGUCCACUGUUCUUGAAGAUGAACCCUGUUCACAAGCAAGUCCCAGUGUUGAUCCACAACGGCAAACCGGUGUGCGAGUCACUCAUCAUUGUUCAGUACAUCGAUGAAGUAUGGAACCACAAAUCUCCAUUGCUGCCUUGUGAUCCUCACCAGCGAGCUCAAGCCAGGUUCUGGGCUGAUUUUGUUGACAAGAAGAUAUAUAGUGGUGGGAAGUUGAUGUGGUCGUCCACAGGUGAAGCCCAAGAAGCAGCAAAGAAUGACCUCAUUGGGUGCUUGAAGCUGUUGGAAGGAGAGCUUGGAGACAAGCCUUAUUUUGGGGGUGACACCUUUGGCUUUGUGGAUGUGGCACUGAUCCCAUUUUACAACUUUUUCUAUACAACUGAGCAGCUUGGCAACUUCAGGACUGUGGCAGAGUGCCCUAAACUUGUUGCUUGGGGUCAUAGGUGUAUGGAAAAGGAGUGUGUGUCCAAGUCACUUCCUGACCACCACAAGCUCUCUGACUACUUCUUGGGGUUCAAAAAGAAUCUUGAGGCUAAAUUUAUAGCGCUGGGAUGCAGCUAAUGUUUUCCACAGGUGAAGCCCAAGAAACAGCAAAGAAUGACCUCAUAGGUUACUUGAAGGUGUUGGAAGGAGAACUUGGAGACAAGCCUUACUUUGGGGGAGAGACCUUUGGCAUUAUGGAUGUGGCAUUGGUUCCAUCUUAUAGCUUUUUCUUUGCUUAUGAGCAGUGUGGCAACUUCAACAUUGUGGCAGAGUGCCCUGCACUUGUUGCUUGGGUUUAUUGGUGUAAAAGCAUCUUCCUGACCAGCACAAGAUCUAUGACUCCAUGUUGGAGCGCAAAAAGAGGCUCCAGGCUAAGUAAAUCUCUAGACGAAUGUUUGAUUGAAGUGUUAUAUGUCGUACAGUUUCAUAGUUCUCUUUUGGGAUCCCCUUUUAUUUUGUCUUUUUUAUUUUUACCUUUCUAUCUCUAGAUGUUAUGUUUGCUUAAAGGGAAUUGUUUGUUUGUGUAAUACUUGAAAUAAAGAAGAGAACUUUUUUUGUUUUAA